Molecule: messenger RNA, 774 nt
Organism: Nasonia vitripennis (jewel wasp)
Lineage: Eukaryota; Metazoa; Arthropoda; Insecta; Hymenoptera; Pteromalidae
Exons: 2
Coding region: 161-490 (109 amino acids)
Source: RefSeq, a predicted model, not a curated record
ACCUCGAUGCUGAAGUGCAUUUUUACAGCUAUCUUAAUUAAUAAUAAUACAUGUAAAUAUACUCCUUAUUUAUUUUUUUGAAUAAUAAGAUUUUUAAUUUAUAAAGUCCUUUUUUAACAUUUUAACAUUAAUUUAAUGUUCAGAUCAACAGCAAGUGAUCAUGACUUCAAUUGAAAAAAUCAUCAUCCGGUUCUAUGCUGCAAACACUUUCAUGUUUAACGACACAGAAGAAAAGUACUAUCUAAUCAAUGAGAAAGACAAAGUGUUAUCAAACAUAAGAGUUGCUCUCAAAAAUGAACUAUCUGUUGAUAUGUCAGAGGCUCAAAUAAAAAAUAAAUAUCGAAGUCUCAGAGAUGUUUUUGUCAAGGCUAAUAAAUUGAUCGAGUUAAAGAAAGAUCUUGCAUUUUUCCAAAAAUGUAUAUAUCAGAGGAUGUUUUUUCUAAGACCAUACAUAUGUUCAAACAAAAAAAACAACUCAUUCAAACUAUGAAGUGGCUAAUAGCAUAAGAGUAAAUGAAACAGCAACCGAAGCUUUCAACAAACAAGUACAAGAAUACUGAAAAAAUACAAAAACAUUAAUGUCUAAUGAACAUGUACGCGUUUUAAAUGAAAUGAUCAAAGAUACUUCAAAUAUGCGUCAAAAAAGAUUGAAGUUUUGUAUAAUUUUAAGAUCUAUAAGGAGUUUUAAAGAAAGUUUACAGUCAGUCAGCCAUAGUAUAAAAAAUAAAAUGAUUGUAAAUUUUCUAACAAAAAAAUUGAAGUCUUGUACAAUCA